AUGCUCCAGCUGCACUCGAAGCCACUCCGCCCACUGCUCCCGCGUGGCGCUGCAGCAACAACACUCCUUGGCUUCUGCCUCGCCGACAGCUCUACAUACCGCAACAAGCUCCCCACUGACACCGGCUGCUUCGCAAGGAAUGCAUCGAAAUGCUCUGGGUCGUUUGUUCUGGGGGUUGAUGAAGUUCCUCGAUCCCCUAAUGAGGAGGCGAAGGCCAGAGGCGGGGAAGCUUGGAAGGCUGGCGAUGUUGAUGGGGCCAUCGUCUGUUUUUCGAAGGCGAUCGAACUAGACAUGGAUAACACCAGCGGGCAGCUCCACGUUCACUACAGCAACCGGUCGGCAGCCUUUCUCAAGCAGAACAAGGCAACGGAGGCACUCAUGGACGCGGAGAGGUGCGUGGAGGUCAACCCUUCCUGGGCGAAGGGCUACUCCAGGAUGGGAACCGCGCUCUUCCGCCUCGGGAGGCACGACAAGGCGGCCGCCGCCUACUCCAAGGGGCUGGAGCGAGAACCCGGUAGCGUGGAACUCCGCAAGAACCUGUUGGAGGCGCAGAAGCAGCACGUCGCGGCGCAGGCGGCGGCCAGCCGGGCGGCGCGGCCUCGGGAGACUCUGGCGGAGUACGUCAGGGCCCACCCCUCGCUGACGUUUCAGUUCGGGCUGCGCUUGUUCCUGCUAGCCAACUGGGUGAUGUACAUGCUUCCCCUCCAGGCCGCCUCGCUGUUCGCCUACAGGCGGCUGCUGUACGCCAUGAUCUUCGUAAACGCCUUGGGUCUGUACGGGCGUCACGGGAGGCUCAGGUUUAACGCCGAGUAUGCGGCGAACGUGGUCACCGAUCCCUGCUGCCAAACGAUCAUGACGGCCCUGCUCUUCGUGUUCAACAGGCCAUACCUCGUCGGCAUCGUACCGAUGGUUCUGCUAGAAUUAACGGACUUCCUGUGGUUCCUGAGCGGUCUUCUCCAGAUGUCGCCGGGGGCGUUUUUCGAAAAGCUCAACCGGGGCGUGGACAGGUUCGGCGGGGCGCUGUUCGGCAUCCCGAAUUGGGGCAGUCGGAGCGUGACGGACCGGUGGUCAGCGGCAAAGAGCAAGGCUAGCGAGUGGGGUGCCUGGAUUGAGGUCAUGUUCGGCAUGAUCCUCGUGGCGGAGUUGCUGCUCCCCCGCAGGAAUUUCGUGAUGCUGGGCCUAUACUGGCAAACUCUCCGCAUGAAGUACAUGAUCAACGCUGCCACGGGAAGGGGGUACACGCAGGCGGCGUUCCGCACGCUGGACGCGCGCAUCAAGGUGGUGACGACCAAGCGCAGAUGCCCACCAGUAGUCGGUUCCAUGUACGCAAAGCUCAAGACGCUUCUGGCCAAGAUGGUUAUGCCGCCGGCCGGCGAAGCGUCGCCAGGGUCGUCCCGGUGUUCCAUUAUGUAGUCAGCGUCCCGUCCAAGCCAAGAUUUUACCAUUUUGAAGUCGGGGUGACGUGACGUUGUCAUUGUGUGGUCCGAGUGAUGUCAAAUCGAGUCAUACAUUCGUAGUCGGAGUGGCGUCGCGUGACGCGGGACGGUGUGUGCCAACUCGGGUCUCUACCCAACUGACGCAAACGAACGAGAUAUGCCUUGCACCGGUUCAAUUGCCACCGUUGAGUUUGGUGUACAAUAGCCAGAGGGUGGCCCCGGCCUCAACUGAAGCCCUCUCUCUUUGUCGCCGGCAGCUUCGAAAGAGAACAAGACGAAUACCUCGUUGAGUGCGCGUGACUUGCACCGAGUCAAGUGCUUGAGUUGUUGUGUUGGAUGCAAUGCGAGCGGUGCGCACGCGUCAUUGUGGACAGGAGUCGAAGGAACGCGGCACUGAGUG
This is a messenger RNA of Ectocarpus siliculosus, 1836 nucleotides long. Lineage: Eukaryota; Phaeophyceae; Ectocarpales; Ectocarpaceae. The record is from the annotation of a GenBank genome assembly.